Messenger RNA from Ictalurus furcatus (blue catfish), 1490 nucleotides. RefSeq names its product EEF1A lysine methyltransferase 3-like. Bases 61 to 732 code for a protein of 223 amino acids. Gene Ontology annotation, molecular function: protein-lysine N-methyltransferase activity. Gene Ontology annotation, biological process: peptidyl-lysine methylation. NCBI's taxonomy places the organism in Eukaryota, Metazoa, Chordata, Actinopteri, Siluriformes, Ictaluridae. The record is from RefSeq and is a predicted model, not a curated record. Gene Ontology annotation, cellular component: cytoplasm; cytosol. The transcript has 3 exons.
AUCAGGACUUUUAUUUCUUUAUUAUCCAUUUGUUGUGGUGUCAUUCAGUGUGUUUCAUCCAUGGACGGAGACUCGAAUGAAGUGUUUCCCGCUGAAGAUCAUUUAUUUAAAGACAGUUUCUCUGCAGAUAAAACAUUUACAUUUUUCGGUCAGAAAUGUAUAAUUAAUGAGGUUUUCGGUGGGAAUUUGGGAGUCGCAGCGUCAGUGUGGGACGCAGGGAUUGAGAUGUGUCAGUUUUUGGAGCGGGAGUGUGUGGAAGUGUGUGGGAAGCGUGUGAUGGAGUUGGGAGCGGGCGGCGGCUUGGUCAGCAUCCUGGCUGCUCGAUUAGGUGCGCGUGUGACAGUGACAGAUCUCCCUGAGGUUCUCCCCCACACUGUGAGGAACAUUGACUCUAACACGCCGCUGACCGGUUGGCCCGCCGGACCCCCCACCGUACUGCCGCUGUUCUGGGGUCGUGAUCUCGACCGGUUCUCAUCUCAGUGGGAUCUGGUGCUUGGCUCCGACAUUGUCUACAUCCCAGAGACUUUCCCUCUGCUUCUCCACACUCUGGUCCAUCUGAGUAAAUGUGGCGCUGUGGUUUAUCUCUCAUCUAAAAUGCGCAGAGAGCACCACACACACGAGUUCUACAACACGUUGCUGCCUCAGAGGUUCCGCGUGGAACUUGUGCACAGAGACGCUCAAAAAAAUAUUAACAUUUACAGAGCCACUCUAAGCAGAACACAGGAACCCUGAGGAAGGCCUGACAUCACAGCUCUGUGUGUGUGUGUGUGUGUGUGUGUGUGUGUGUGUGUGUAAGCAGGGCUUAGCAUAUGACAUGGCAUUCAGAACUUUGUUUAACCUUCAGGAAGUGGUGUAUUGAGGUACAAAAUCAAAUUGCAAGCUUUAAGAUUCUGAAGCUUGUGGCCAGAAAAGUGUGACACUGUUUCCUGGUGUUUCUGCUGAUGUUCUGAUUUCUGUUCACAGACUCAAUCCUGUUUGUUCCGCUGCAGAGUUUCAGAUAAAGAGCUCGCUCUGAAUCACAGAUCUUUAUCAUCAGCACUGAAACUCGGUGUGUGACUCGGUACUGAGUUUAUUUUCACACACUGACGAUGUUUAUCUGAAGAAUAAAGUCCUCAGGUGUUUCUACAGAAAUUUAUCCAGAUUCUGAUUCAGUUUCUGAACUUUCUGGUUUUGUGUGAAAUUAAAGACUCUAAUGAACGAGUGGGUUUUCGCUUCUUUUUUCUGCAUUAUUUCUGGUAAAAAAUUAAACUGUCCUGAAGUAGAACGUCAUGAUUCCUGGAUGAGUUUUUGUUCCUGUGCAGGAACUGUGAAAGUUACUGAGAAUAACAACAUGAUGGAGGACUGAAACUCUUCUUCUGUUUAUAUUAUAAUUCAAAAAUCCAAACAUUUUUUUGAAAAUAAAAAAUUCUAUAAAGCAAUUCAAAGAAAUAUAUUUUGUAUAGAAUAACAUAAUAUGUGCAGUCAAGGGUAAUGUCAUUUUUUAUGCAUCU